This is a messenger RNA of Rana temporaria (common frog), 7462 nucleotides long. It is a transcript of the gene PALLD, whose product is annotated as palladin, cytoskeletal associated protein. The record is from RefSeq and is a predicted model, not a curated record. The transcript is spliced from 22 exons. Bases 116 to 4417 code for a protein of 1433 amino acids. Lineage: Eukaryota; Metazoa; Chordata; Amphibia; Anura; Ranidae.
CACCUCAUGAGUGCUGUGGGGACAAAGCAAUACUUAAUGUAUAGCUGUACACCUAUUUCUUCUGAAUAAGCACCUAUACUCAACUCUCAGAGGAUUUGUAGGGCUACCUCUUAGGAUGGCAAACAGAGCUCUGCCCCUUAUAACAAAGGAUAUCUAUGCUAAUGAGAGAAAAAAGAGGAACUCUCUGCCUGAAAGUAUGUCUGAAUCUUCUUCCCAUGAUUCCUUCUAUGAUACUCUGUCAGAUUUCCGUGGUGACUCCAUUGAUGGAAAUUUCUCAGAACUUUCUGCCUUCCUUAGUCAAGAGGAAAUGAACAAGAGUCUUGACAUUGCAAGGGAAGCAUUUUCAAGUCCUUUGUCGGAGGAUCAAAGCCAGAGUCAUGUUUUGAAAUCUUCUCAUAAUAACCCACCUGACAGAUCUUACAAGGAGUUAAAAUUAAGCAACACAACAUCAGAAAACUCCAGAAAAAGAGAAAAUGGUAUGAAUAAGUUGGGUAGAGCUGGUGGUUCCAAUAAACCUGGAGGUUCAAAUAUGAGAGGAAUGAUUUCACCAUUUCUGACCGCCAGCCCGAGUAUAAUUCGAACCUUGCAGGCCCAAAAAGCUUCUAAACUUCAAGGAAAAAGUGGCUCGUCCACACUUCCAAUUCCAAAAUCCAGAAACAAAUCAUUUAACAAGGAUGUAAACUCUCAGAGUGACAUAGCUCACAAGGCAGCUACUUUUAUCGAGGAACUCUCUGCAAUAUUUCGAGAGACAAACAAGGCAAGAGAUAGGCGCCCUAAUGGAGAUUCCUCUUCUCCAGAUAGUGGUUAUUUGUCACCAAAAAAAGAGAAUACUAUUGUCAUAAACCCCACAAUUAAUGAAAUUGAAAUUGAACCACAGCAAGAGGUAAACACCAUGGAAAUGAUGAGUACAAAAGAGGAAACACUAGGGAAAACUGAGAAUGAAAGCAAGCUGCCUGAAGAAGAGACAGCGCAAAGUCAGACUAAUAAAUCUCACACUCCUCCUUCAGCUGCUCGAUUUAUUCAGAAGCUCAAAAGUCAGGAGGUGGAUGAGGGGAGUCGAGUAAGGCUGGAAUGCAGAGUGACAGGAAACCCCUUUCCCGAAGUGAGGUGGUUCUGCGAAGGAAGAGAACUGCAUAACUCACCUGACAUUAACAUCUCCUCAGAGAGCGACGGUCUUCAAGUGCUUGUCAUUGCUGAGGCCUUCGAGGACGACACCGGGCGCUAUACUUGUACGGCAUCCAAUUGGCUCGGCUCUGACACAUCUUCAGCUGAAGUGUUUGUAGAAGGUGCCAGUUCCUCUGACUCUGACAGCGAGGACUUUACCUCCAAACCAAAUCCUGGAACAAUGCCUCAAGCUCAAAAGAAAACAACAUCAGUUUCACUAACCAUAGGACCAUCAUCACCAAAAUGUGGAAUAACCACUGCAAUAAUGCAGCCAAUUUCUAUUCCUGUCCGUCAGGUCCAAAGCCCUAUAUCUUAUUUGUGUCGUCAAGAUGGGUCCAGUUCUAGCUUCUCUUCUCCUUCUUUCACCAAGGAACUUCAGAGCCUGUCGGCAUCGGAAGGGCAGGUUGUCGUGCUGGAAUGCAGGGUAAAGGGCACACCGCCAGUCAAUGUCAAAUGGUUUAGACAAGGAGCUGAAAUUCAAGAUUCUCCCGACUUUAGAAUUCUCCAGAAAAAACCACGCUGUGCUUCUGAACCUGAGGAGAUCUGCACGCUGGUGAUUGCUGAGACCUUCCCAGAAGAUGCAGGAACCUUCACUUGCACAGCAAGAAAUGACUAUGGAUCAGUGACCUGUAGUGCGCAGGUCACCGUGCUUUCUGCAAAUAAUGAGCGGACCAGAAGCGAUGUGUCAAGUGGAGAGAUUAGUGGUUAUGAUUUCCAGAAGCAUUUGUCUCCUUCUCCUAUAGCAGCUAAAAGUAGUGGCCUUGAAAUGCCAUCAAAGAAAACUCUGGAGUGUUUUCAGCCCAGCAAUCUGGCGUCAAAACCAACCCUAGAAAGAAGUAAUCUGCAACUAAAUACUUUGGAGCGGAAAACCAAUGGUGUACACAGUAAUAAUAGUUUCAAUGGAGUUAACAGCAAUCAAGAUAGCAACUAUUCCACUCCCACCUCACCUAGCACAUUGGCUUCACCUACCAAAGAGCCUCCACCAGUGCCUUUCAAGCCCAAACUGGAUUCUCAGACACUGCUGCAACUACAAAAUCAGAUACGUCACGAGAAAGAAUCUGCUGCUUGGAAGCAACAAGCCAGUCAUCAGCAAAGCACACCACCCUCACCAUCCUUCCCUCCUCCACCUUCCUUCCAGGAACUGGAGGCCAGUCAGCUUAUCACCCCACCAGUGCAAAUGAGUGUUCUCAACUCCCACAGUUCUCCUGCCAUGCAGUCAACAAGCUCCUUUAACUAUGCUCGGCCUAAACAAUUUAUUGCUGCCCAGAACAUGAGCAAUGCACCAGGCUGCAUUACACCAUCAUCGGGUUCCUCUACCUCCAGCAUCCCAUCCCCAAUAUCACCCUCAACGCCUCAAAAUCAGUUUACCAGGGUUCCUGUGCAACCUUUCUCCCAGCCGUUCUCUCCUGAAGGUGAACAGUUUUGGUCACCAACCUCCUCAUCUCCCCCUCCUCCUCCACCUCCUGUGAUGAGUCCAACUGCAAACUAUUCUUUCCAGGAUCCAUUUCCUCUUCCUCCACCUCCUCCACCACUUCCUGGAUCUGGACCUUCUCAUUCAUACAGUCCAUCUCAGUCUCCAACAACCAGAGGCUCUAGCUCCAGCCACAGCCCUGCGGCCUUCCUCAGUUCCAUGUUACCAUCGCAGCCAUCACCAGUCUCUUUCAACGAACUUGGACUACCAAAAGGUGUUAUGCCUCCUGGCUUCCCAAGGAAGACAGGCCGGACUGCCCGCAUAGCCUCUGAUGAAGAGAUCCAGGGAACAAAAGAUGCAGUGAUACAGGAUCUCGAGAGGAAGCUGCGUUUCAAAGAUGAGCUCCUGAACAACGGUCAACCGAAAUUGACGUAUGAAGAGAAAAUGGCUCGGCGGUUGCUGGGAGCUGACAAUGCUGCAACAGUGUUUAAUUUGCAAGAACCAGAAGAUGAUAUAAAUACACAGGAAGUUGACUCUGUUGAUGCUUCUGCAGAGAAUCCUCUUGAAAUGCAGAAGGAGUACAAAGUGUCCAGCUUUGAGCAGAGGCUUAUCGGUGAAAUUGAGUAUCGCCUGGAACGUUCUCCUGUGGAAGAAUCAGAUGAUGAAGUUGAACAUGGGGAUGAAUCCGAUGGCACCCCUCCUCAAUUUGAAACAAAAUUGCGCCACUUCAAGAUCUUUGAAGGAAUGCCAGCAACUUUUACAUGCAUGGUGACUGGCAAUCCGAAGCCAAAGAUAUAUUGGUUCAAAGAUGGGAAACAAAUCUCCAAAAGAAGCGAACACUACAGAAUCCAGAGGGAACCUGACGGGACCUGUUCCCUUCACACCUCCGCUUCUUCCUUGGAUGAUGAUGGGAACUAUACUAUCAUGGCUGCCAACCCACAGGGCAGAGUUAGUUGUACCGGUAGACUGAUGGUGCAGGCAGUGAACCAGAGGGGAAGGAGUACCCGCACACCUCCAGCCCAGCCUCACAUUCGAAGACCACGAUCUCGGUCAAGAGAUAGUGGCGAUGAGAAUGAACCCAUCCAGGAAAGAUUUUUCCGUCCACAUUUCUUGCAAGCUCCUGGUGAUCUCAUAGUUCAAGAAGGGAAGCUUUGUAGAAUGGAUUGCAAGGUGAGUGGAUUACCAACCCCUGACCUGAGCUGGCAGCUAAAUGGCAGACCUGUCCGUCCAGACAACAAUCACAAGAUGCUGGUGCGUGAGAAUGGAGUGCACUCUCUGAUCAUUGAGCCAGUGACCAGCAGAGACGCUGGGAUAUACACCUGUGUGGCCUCAAACCGAGCUGGACAGAACUCAUUCAGCCUGGAACUUAUUGUGGCUGCGAGAGAUGCCCACAAGCCACCUGUGUUCCUAGAAAAGCUUCAGAAUACAGGAGUGGCAGAAGGAUAUCCAGUGAGGCUGGAAUGCCGUGUCUCAGGAAGUCCCCCACCUCAGAUAUUUUGGAAGAAAGAAAAUGAUUCGCUGACAUACAACACUGACAGAGUCAGCAUGCAUCAAGAUAACUAUGGUUACCUUUGCCUACUGAUCCAAGGUACCAUCAAAGAGGAUGCUGGCUGGUAUACUGUCUCAGCAAAGAAUGAGGCUGGCAUUGUGUCUUGUACUGCAAGGCUUGACAUACAUGCUCAGUGGCAGCAGUCACAUACUCCCAAGACAAGGAAAGUACGGCCUUCCACCAGUCGAUACGCAGCACUUUCUGACCAAGGCCUGGAUAUUAAAGCAGCAUUCAUGCCAGAGGCAAACCCAGUGCACAUUCAGCCAGCGCUGGUAGAAAGUGAUGACCUGUAGAGAGGACCCUAGGGGAAUUCGCUAAAGCAGCCAUUGGAGGACGUCACCAUGAGCCACAGCUGUCACCCGGCAGUAGUGUCACAUCAUAUAACAUGCAAGACACGUCUUCAGCUAACCUGAUAGAGACAAGAUAAACUACGCAAUAACUGUGUAAGCAGUCUAGAACAUAGGAUAGCAGGGAUUUAUCUUGUGUUUAUGGCACAUACAUAUCACUCACUCUUCUGCUCUAUGAAAGGAUCUCUUGUGUAUUCUGCUUGUUUUGUGCCUUCAGACACUAAGACGACAAGAUUUCUUCAACUCACUAAUGCCUUCAAAGCAGUAUAGGAUGAUGUGCAAUCUUUAAUUGUCUGAGUGCAUUAAACACAGUGUAUGAUUUUUUUUAAAAAUAUAUUUAAAGAAAAAUGCUGUCAAAGUGAAUUGCUAUAACGCUUCAGGAGUUUAGAAUCAAAAUGGCUUGCUUCAUUGUGUGUCACAGCUGAUACGUAACACACAUCUGUAUGACUGUUACCCAACAUUGGAAAUCACUUAACAGGAAUCGCCAAAACAACAUGCAAUGAUUUCAGAAGCUGUCUAUGAACUUGAGCUCUUAAUGAAGAGAGCGGAAGAUAAUGUCACAUACACCCUUUCUGUGCUUGUUUGUGUGUACACCUUGUUGUUUUCCGUGUGUAUCGACACUACACAAUUAUGUGACAUUUAGAUGGCUAAGGACAGCUGGUAGAAAGCAAAAUUCUUGCUAUUAUUUAUGCAACAAUACCCAUUAUGCUUUGUGCACUUUUCCUAUAUUUAGUAUUCAUGAACCGACUGCAGGAGUCCUACUAGAGUCCAAGCAGAAGAGUAUAUUGAACUGACCUCUAGGGCUCUUCUUGGGUGGCCUGUUCCAUUGUCACACAUAAAAUAUGAGGUACGCAGACAUAAAGCCAAAGUUAUCUCGAACAAUGAAUUGUAGGGUUUUGCUGAACCGUAAUGAGUGAUCUUCUAUUCACAAGAAUGUGUGUUUCAGGAAAGAACUACAAAAUUGUUCAGAUUCAGUGUAAGAAAGGGAAACUUAUGAAUGGGAGUUAGAUGAUUAGUGCAAGUGAAAAAGACAGUUUGAGUGGUUUAAAUUUUGUGAAUGUUCUGUUACAAUACUGGAAGCCUGGAAUGUCCUUCUCAUCGUAGGAGCUGGAGGGCAAAGUCUAGAUAUGUUUGCCAACACAUACAGUGUAGCAGAAGGAUCAGUGGACUGGAAACACAUUAUGUAGUAGACAACAAGAUGGUUAUACAUUAUGUUUCUGAAUUUCAGAAGGUUACCUAUAGUGUAGAACACAUGAUUUAUGUGAGUGGUUGUCUAGUAUAUAGGAAGAACGCAGACAUUAGCAUAAACUUGUCUGCUAGAUAUUAGGCUUUCAAUAAUGAUGCUUUCAUUGGUAGGAUGAGGAAUGAGACAAGCAUGCUUGACAUGGGCUCAUAGCCUAGGCAUGUUAGGGCCUGCUACCUCUACUACAUUCUAUUGCUGUGCUAUUGAUGACAUUGUCCUGAAGAUUUACUUCAGUAUGGAUAUCAAUGAGAUUAUUGAUUUUUGUUUAACCACUCACCAUACAGAGGUAGAACCAAAAUGUUGCAUUUUUACUGUACAGUUGAAGUCACUACUUUACACAGCUAUUUAUUACCCAUCAUAUUCACCAAACCUUACAGUAAUAAAAAAAAUACACAAAAGACCAUAGUGGGAAGGUUUACAUUUGUUUACAUUCAGAACUGUGGGUUAGCUACCUCUCAGUAUUGAUUCAUACACUGCCAGUAAAAUGUCCAGUAUUCUCUUGUCUACUGCAAGUGAUGAACUGCCCUUAGAAAAGACAUGUCCCCAAAUCAUUAUACUGAUUACAGGGUGUUUGUCUAAUUUAGGAUUGUUAAGAUUGUUCAGAAACUCUUGUUGCUUGCAUGCCUCAAUGGAAAAUAGUGGUUAGAAGUCCCUAAAAAGAAGAAUCCACCAUUGAUGUACAGUAAAAUGCAUAUCAAGGAGACUCUGCAAGACCCACAUAUUUAAGGCAUUGUUAUAAUGAUUCCCAAGCAUUACUUGUGCAGGGGGACAUUAAUGAAAAGGGAAAAGUGGAUGUGUUUCUAUGGAAACCAGAUCCCAACUAGCAUUUUUCAAAAAUGCAAAGAUGAAUCUGACUGGUUCAUGUGGGCAAAAACCCCACCUAUAUUGUAACCUCCUAUAGCAUUGGUUAAAAAGGUUUGUUAGAGAGUUGCAAAGGUUCCUGCUGCAACAAGAAACCAUAACAAUCCAAAACAGGUUGAUUCAAUUAAUGGUUACAAAAGUACUUUGUCAAUGGGGGUAAAGCAAAACACUGUAUACCCUUUAUGAAGCACAUAUAUCAUUAUUUAUCUGUUUUAUUGCAGCUAUACUGCAUUUGUAUUUUACACAUAUAUAAACUCACCAUACGUAUUACUGUAGGGUCAUUAGCCUUUUUGUAUACAGUUCUUUAUUAUUAUUUUUUACAGCACAGAUCAGUGACCAGUGCUAAAGUUAAAUGAUACAAAAUAUGUGCUUAAUCAGUCUACACCAUAGAUAUACAUGUAUGCCAGUGCCUUCCAGGCUAUGUUGUCAUUGUAUUGCUUAUUAGCAUUAAAUUUGGUUAAUACUUAAGUAUCAAAGGGAGGGGACGUGUCACAUUGUACUCAUGUAUGGGCCACACAUUAUGAUGCUACAUUGUGCUGGAAAAUCUGCAUAGACUCUGUCUGGUAUUAGAUGAAAUAACAUAAUAUAGUCACAUGGACUACAUUGCUUUCCCUAACCUUCUUCUACUAAAAUGUUAUUGUUUACUAUAUGCCACCACUUCUUUUGGUGUUAUUUAGGAAAUGAUUCAGUUCACCUGUGUUAUUCUGCCACCACAUUGUAUCUGUAUUUAUAGAAAGUGCCUUUGUGUGUAUGGGUCAUGUCAUUAGAUGAGACCAGUUGAAGUUUCACAGCGUCUGUUCCAUAACAAGACAAACUUAGUUUUCUGGGGUAAGGUUUUUAUGAUAAUUGCUAUGCAAGGAUUUAAAUAAAGUAUUGUUUCUUCAAAA